AGAAGAAACACUUGAGCAGUCGGCGCAGGGGUUUCUGCGCAUGUUAACCACAACACAGCAUGAGCGCAUGCUAUUGCCGUUUUCUCUUUUUCAUCAUUACUUCAACAUUUCAGUAAACGUUCAUCUAAAAUGCCACCAAAGGGAAAAGGUGGCAAGGGUGGUAAAGGAGCGGCUUCAGGAAGUGCAGACGCUGACAAAAAACAAGAGAAAGCCCCAAAGGGAGGCACUGCUGUCAAGGUUCGACACAUCCUCUGUGAAAAACAUGGGAAAUGCAUGGAGGCAAUGGAGAAACUGAAGGCUGGAGUCCGUUUCAGUGAAGUAGCGUCACAAUACAGUGAAGACAAAGCGAGACAAGGAGGUGAUCUGGGGUGGAUGACGCGAGGAUCGAUGGUUGGACCUUUCCAGGAUGCAGCGUUCGCCCUACCUGUCAGUUCCAUGGAUAAACCAAACUACACAGACCCUCCUGUCAAGACCAAGUUUGGGUACCACAUCAUUAUGGUAGAGGGGAAAAAGUGACGUGAGGUGGCUCACCACUUGGAAUUAGGACCUACAAAUUCUACAGUGUGCUAUAUUGUGAAACUGAUUAUUUCCUGAUCUUACCGUUUUGAUGCAACGUUUGCUUUUUAUUCUACAAAAUGUUUAAGAAUAAGAAAAUGAAAUGAUCCCUUUUGUUCAAAUGUACACUACCUUACUGACAAUUCAACCUGAGGGAAUAUUCUUACACGAUUAACUUUCACAUUUACAUAAUUCGCUGGAUUUUCUUUUUGAGUUUGAUAAAGAUUGUGGGAAUCAAACCACGAACGGCCAAAUAAAAGAAUUUCUUUUCACUAGUA
Messenger RNA from Perca fluviatilis (European perch), 833 nucleotides. RefSeq names its product protein (peptidylprolyl cis/trans isomerase) NIMA-interacting, 4 (parvulin) (gene pin4). The transcript has 4 exons. Bases 130 to 516 code for a protein of 128 amino acids. Gene Ontology annotation, molecular function: peptidyl-prolyl cis-trans isomerase activity; DNA binding. Lineage: Eukaryota; Metazoa; Chordata; Actinopteri; Perciformes; Percidae. The record is from RefSeq and is a predicted model, not a curated record. Gene Ontology annotation, biological process: rRNA processing.